Molecule: messenger RNA, 694 nt
Organism: Musca vetustissima
Lineage: Eukaryota; Metazoa; Arthropoda; Insecta; Diptera; Muscidae
Gene: Maf1
Product: repressor of RNA polymerase III transcription MAF1 homolog
Exons: 3
Coding region: 1-690 (229 amino acids)
Biological process (GO): negative regulation of transcription by RNA polymerase III
Cellular component (GO): nucleus
Molecular function (GO): RNA polymerase III core binding
Source: RefSeq, a predicted model, not a curated record
AUGAAACUCCUGGAAAGUUCACGUUUCGAGGCGAUCAACAAUGCUCUGUCCAUUGGUUCGGGCAGCAGCACCAUCUUUGGACGCAUUGAAUCGUAUUCAUGUAAAAUGGUUGCAGCCGAUAAAAGUCUGUAUAAACGUUUCACAUCGGAAACUCAUGGCUAUGGUCCACAUGAUUUGCAGGCUUUAUCGCCACCACAGACAUUGGCUGAUUUAUCGCCAAAUUUUCAUCGCAAUAAUAGCCAAUCGGGGGAUGAGGGUGUCAUCUUGUGUGAUACCAUAUCACGUAAAACCCUAUUCCAUUUGAUUGCAACAUUGAAUGCAUCAUUCGAACCGGAUUAUGAUUUCUCAGAUGCUAAGAGUCAUGAAUUCAGCAAAGAACCCUCAUUGCAAUGGGUUAUGAAUUCCGUACAUUCAAAUCUCUCUGCAUUGGCUGGCGAUCAAUAUCAGGCUUUGCGUCAACCUUUAUGGUCGGCAAUUGAUGAUGAAAUCAAUUUACAAGAAUGUGACAUUUACAGUUAUAAUCCAGAUUUGAGUUCCGAUCCAUUUGGUGAACCCGGUUGUCUAUGGUCAUUCAAUUAUUUCUUCUACAACAAGAAAUUGAAGCGAAUUGUCUUCUUUACGUGUCGUGCUGUUAAUUCCUUAUAUGCUGGCGACACCUCGGAUUUCUCCAUGGAGGAAGAAGUUUAUUAAACAU